AUGGCGAUCGUCACCGAGACGGAGGUUGCUGCAAGCCACAGCAUCGCGCUGGAAGAUAGGACGAAUAGCCUGGCGAACGGGAAAGGGAACUCUCAUAUACAGAUACAGCACAAGAAUCAUCAUCAUCAGCAGCAGCAGCAUCAGCAGCAUCAGCAGCAGCCGGCGGCUCGUCAAAGACCGCCGAGGAGCAAGUAUCGACAUGUAGCUGCGUAUCACUUGGAAGUCAAGCCGUCAUGCCUCAGUCGCGAUACUCAACACUCGCCCAGCUUCCUUGGAUUCAGGAACCUGGUGGUCAUCGUGCUGAUUGUCAUGAACCUGCGUCUGGUCGUGGAGAAUUUCAUGAAAUACGGCGUCCUCAUCUGCAUUCGAUGCCACGACUACCGCAAACAAGACCUGGCUCUCGGUGCAAUCCUCUACGCUCUGGUGCCCUGCCAUCUGUUCGUAGCAUAUGUCAUCGAGCUGUCUGCAGCACAGCAGGUGAAGGGAGCCGUGGGCCGGAUGAAACGAGACGAAUCCUCGUCCCGGACAAGCAAGGAGCUCUCUGCCUUUCAGACGACAUGGCGAUACGUUGCCUUUGCACAUUCUAUCAAUGCCAGCCUGUGUCUGCUGGUGACGUCGUAUGUGGUAUAUUACUAUAUCCAUCACCCGGGAAUCGGCACAGUGUGUCAAUUCCAUGCUAUAAUCGUCUGGUUGAAGAACUGUUCCUACGCGUUCACCAACCGUGAUCUUCGCCAUGCGGUCCUGAACCCGUCUCCAGACAACAGGCUGCCGGAAAUCUACAAGGCAUGUCCUUAUCCGAAUAAUGUCACCAUUUCAAACCUGUCGUACUUCUGGCUCGCGCCAACUCUGGUCUAUCAGCCGGUAUACCCUCGGACCGACCGCAUUCGCUGGUCGUUUGUCGCCAAACGGGUUCUCGAGUUCAUAGUCCUGGGAGUGUUUAUAUGGAUCAUAUCGGCCCAGUACGCGGCUCCCGUGCUACGUAACUCGCUGGACAAAGUUGCCAUGCUCGACUGGGUGUCUAUCCUCGAACGGAUCAUGAAACUGUCUACGAUAUCGCUUGUCAUCUGGCUGGCGGGCUUCUUCGCGCUGUUCCAGUCCUUCCUGAACGCUCUCGCGGAGGUGAUGCGCUUUGGAGACCGAGAGUUCUACCACGAAUGGUGGAACAGUCCCAGUGUCGGCGCUUAUUGGCGAACGUGGAACAGGCCCGUCUACCACUUUAUGAAACGCCAUAUCUUCUCCCCGCUCAUCGGUCGUGGCUGGAACCCGUUCGCUGCCAGUUUGGUUGUCUUCACCUUCUCGGCGAUUCUGCACGAAGUCCUCGUCGGUAUACCAACACAUAACAUCAUCGGCGUCGCCUUUGCAGGGAUGAUGCUACAGCUACCGCUCAUAGCUGCAACCGUGCCGCUGGAGAAGAUGAAAGGCCAGACAGGGAAGAUAGUGGGCAAUUCCAUCUUCUGGCUGAGUUUCUGUCUCGUCGGACAGCCGCUGGGCGCGCUCUUGUAUUUCUUCGCCUGGCAGGCCAAGUACGGAAGUCUGGUCUACCAACUAUCUCUCUACAUCUACCAUCCAUCAACCAUCACAUCUGCCACUACCAUCAACAUCUCCAUCAACCAUCAACUAUUAACCAUCAACUACUCAAUUGACCCCGCAAAGAUGAUGAUCCCAGUCCCAGACGGUUACGGCAACAUCAUCGCCGUCGCCCUCGGCGCCAUCCCGGUGCUCGGCUUCGUCCACGGCGUUAUCACCACCUUGAAGCGCAGAGAUGCCGGCGUCCCAUAUCCUAACAGCUACGCCACUGCCGAACAAUGCAAGGCUAACCCCAAGGCUGAAGCCUUCAACUGUGCCCAGCGCGCCCACACCAACUUCCUCGAGAACGCCCCCCAGACUAUGCUGCUCACUCUCGUCGCCGGUCUCAAAUACCCUGCCGCCACCACCUUGAUCGGAACUACCUGGGUCGUCAUGCGAUGUCUCUUCCUCUACGGCUAUGUCUACUCCGGCCAGGCUGCUGGUGCCGGACGCAAGUACGGAGGAGCGUUCUGGUUCGCCCAGAUGGCGCUUUGGGGCAUGGCCAUCUUUGGCGUCGCGAAGCCGAUGAUGCAGACGCCAACUUCGCCCUUCUAA
This is a messenger RNA of Arthroderma uncinatum, 2121 nucleotides long. RefSeq lists its product as uncharacterized. Gene Ontology annotation, biological process: triglyceride biosynthetic process. Gene Ontology annotation, molecular function: diacylglycerol O-acyltransferase activity. The transcript has 5 exons. The record is from RefSeq and is a predicted model, not a curated record. NCBI's taxonomy places the organism in Eukaryota, Fungi, Ascomycota, Eurotiomycetes, Onygenales, Arthrodermataceae. Bases 1 to 2121 code for a protein of 706 amino acids. Gene Ontology annotation, cellular component: endoplasmic reticulum membrane.